Closterium sp. NIES-65 is the source of this 744-nucleotide messenger RNA. NCBI's taxonomy places the organism in Eukaryota, Viridiplantae, Streptophyta, Zygnematophyceae, Desmidiales, Closteriaceae. The record is from the annotation of a GenBank genome assembly.
AUGGCAUCGUCGUCCGAUUCUUCCGUCAACCUUGCCACUGUUGACGCACUCAAGUUGCUGCCUGACAACUCUGCUGCUAAUUGGCACUCUUAUGCUUAUUCCGUUGAGGUGCUCCUCUCCUCUGUUGUGGUCAGCGGCUACAACCUUCGCUCGGUUGUCUUUCAGGAAGGCAGUGGACUUCAGCUCGUGGCCCCCACCGCUCCUACUGGACCUGCCCCCGCCCACCCUGGCGCCGAGCCCUCUCCCCCCGGUGAUCCUCCCACCUUUGCGCCGAAUGUGAACGACCCGCAGAGCUCGCAAACCGCCAUUUGCACCUACCGCACCAAUCUCCAAGAGCACCUGCGCCUGCAAUUGCAUUACGAGGACGACAGGCGCAUCUAUGACGACGCCGCUGCCCGCUACAACAAGUACCACGAGGACCUGGACACCUACACUGCAGAACUUGCACACUACACCACGAAAAUUACUGCCUGGCGGGUUGCUGAUCAACGCGCGCUUGCCAUUCUUCUCGCCACCAUCCCCUCCUCCCUCAAACGCGAGCUCUCACCUACCUCCUCCUCCCACCUCUGCGGCCAAACCACCCAUGCCACUGAGACGUGCUUCAAGGCACUCAAUGAUGAGUGGUUUGCCCGGGGCAACACCGGCACCCCUCCUCGCUGGUCCGCCCUCAACCCUCGCCCCACUCCCCUUGAGGUCCGUUCCUCUCCCCUCUAUGAACCUCCCUCCUCCACCCACGCACACUAG